Molecule: messenger RNA, 4823 nt
Organism: Leptopilina boulardi
Lineage: Eukaryota; Metazoa; Arthropoda; Insecta; Hymenoptera; Figitidae
Product: fibroblast growth factor receptor substrate 2
Exons: 4
Coding region: 330-1745 (471 amino acids)
Biological process (GO): cell surface receptor protein tyrosine kinase signaling pathway
Cellular component (GO): cytoplasm
Source: RefSeq, a predicted model, not a curated record
AUUAUAUAUAGUUUUGUCCUUCUUUAAUUCUAUAAAACAGACAAAAAAAAGAUACAAAACACAAAUAUGUGUAAAAGUGCGAAAAAGGUUGUGUGCAUUCAACGAAAUGAAUCUAUUAUAUUUGGAAUUUAUCUUCUAUUUAAAAUCGCUUAUUUGUUGUGUACAUAAAAAGACAAUAUUUAUAUAGAAUUUGUCUAUACUUUGAUUUAAAAAAUAAAUAAAUAAAUAAUAAUAAUAAUGCAGAAACAUAACACCAGCUGAGUGUUUGAUGGCUAAUUGAAAUGUUAUAAAUAUGGUGCAAACGCAAAGUUUUAUAAGUAUAAAGAAGAAUGGGUUGCAUCAAUAGUCGCACAGAUAUUAAUGAUCUUCACUCAAAUAUUUUUCAAGUGAUGAAUGUAGAUGAUUUUGGUAAUUUGAUUACUCCUGGACGUUUAGAAAUUACUGAUGUAGACAUAGUUCUUUAUCAAAGGGGAAAACAACUUGUAAAGUGGCCUUUACGCUGUUUGCGACGCUAUGGUUAUGAUGCAGAAAUAUUUAGCUUUGAAUCAGGAAGACGAUGUUCCACUGGUCCUGGAAUUUACGCCUUCAAAUGCCGUCGAGCUGCACAGCUUUUUAAUUUAGUACAAACAAACAUACAGGCCUGCAACAACAGUAAUGAGGAUACAAUAUCCAGAGAAAUACAAAAUAGUUCACUCUCUGGACCAUCGAUAAAUCGUGCGCCACUACCAACAGAGCCUAAUUAUCUAGAUCCAACACCAGUUAGAAACAAUAAUCAUUCUGGAUCAAUAUUUUCUCAUAGUCAACAAAAUGGAAUUGGAAGAUUAGGCAGCGUAUGCAGUAGUAAUGGACCAAUGUCUCCUCAAGGAACUUUGGGAUCUCCAUCGCCACCUCUUACUUUACCACCUCCUCCACCAGUUCCAAGUUUAAAUUCCUCUUCUCUUUAUGUCAACGAGGAAGUAUUAUCAACAAUGACAACUGAAAUGGAGCAUAAUAAUAAUAAAAAUCUUCGAAGGAGCAUUCAGAGGUCGAGUACAAUUACAAGUACAACAUCAAAUAGUGGUUUCGACAGCCAGUCAAUACAACCACAUCAAGAGGCUAGUAACCAAAGUAAAUCUUCACAAGCAGCUUGCUACAUGAAUGUUAACAUUGCCAGUGAUACAAAUUCCUUAUCUCCUUCCCAUAGUAAUUCAGACUUUACUCCAUUGAGAGAUGAUUGUAGUCCAAUAGAAUCAAUUGAACAUCCUUAUAUGAAUAUAAAUCAGGGCCAAGAUGUUGAUGUUCAUGUUACAAAAACUCGACCACCACCAUUACCACGUUUACAAUUGGAAUGGGAUGAUGGCUCUAGACAUUCAUAUGCAAAUUUACAGUCAAGCGAAAUAGAAAGUUUAAGAAAACGAUUUUCAAGUUCUUCCGUUGCUGAAAAAUCGCCACUGCCUCCAUCAACUCCACCUUCAUGUAUAAUCAGAGAAGUAAAUUAUGCCGUUUUGGAUUUAGAUAAAAAAGAUGUUUCUGAAAAUGUUGUUAGUGAAAAUAUAACAGCAAAUACAAUUUCAAUACCUCCAGAAUCGCCAAAUAAAACUGUGAAAGGUUAUGCCGUUAUAGAUUUUAAUAAAACAGCAGCACUUUCACAUUCUGUAAAUUCAAAUCUUGUGAAUGACAAUGAAGGCUCGCGAAUAACUCGUCAUAAUUCAACGAUAAGCGAUAUAGCUAUUCCACUUAAAUAUAGUUCGUUUUUAAGCGAGUGACAUUAUUUUUAUUUUUUUCAAAAUAAAAAUAUAGGAUAUUUAUACACAAUAAUACUCUCACUCUUAAUUCAAAACGUAAUUUUUUUUUUAAUUGAUAUGAUUAAAUCAAAAAAAAAAAAUCAACGAAUUAGAAUCAAUUCAACGAACAAUUUAUAUUAUAAAACAUAUGGAUUAAGAGUUUCGGAUUCAAUUUUUUUCCGGCCUAAAAUGAGAGUAUAUUGUAUAUUAAAAAAUUUAAAUGAAUUAGACCAAAUAUUUAAAAAAAGAAGAAAAAAUUCUUUAAUUGGCCACUGUCAAAAUAUUGUUAAAUAGGUAUUUUUAUCUAUAAAUAUUUUUUUUAACGAAAGUUUUAAUAAAUAAAUCUAUUGGUGUUAUAUAAGUAAUUAUAAACAGAACCAGACAAUUUAAUUUGUGAACUUUUUACAUUAUUAUUAUUAUUACUAUUAAAAAUUUAUUUUAAAUCCCUGUAAAAAAGUAUUAUUAUUCGCUAAUAGUUGAAAUUUUUUAGAUGCUAAUAUAAUGAAAUAUUGAAUUAUGAAAAUUUCAUAAAUUUUGAUUAUAAAGAGAUUCUAUGAAGGAAGUAUGAAAAAAAUUUGUGGAAAUAUCUGUGAUAAGAAGAAAAUUGUGAUUUUUUAAUAAAAAUACAAAUUGUAUAUCAAGAGAAAUAUAAUUUAUAUUGCUAUGUAAAAAGUGCUGCAUAUUAGAAAACUAUCACUAUCACUUAAUACUUUUUUACAGGGAAUAGUGCCGCAUCAGUAUAAGUCCAAAAAAAAAAAAUGAUAGUUUUUUCUUCUUUAUUGAAGACAGGAACCAGAAAUAAUGAGAAAAAUAAGAGUAAAUUAUAUUAAUAUCAUAAUAUUAUUAUUAUAAUAUCAUUUACUCCUCUCUUUCUCAUUAUUUAUGGUUCCUGUAUUCAAUAUUCUUGAAAGCUUAAACACUCUUUGAAUUAUGCAUUUGAAAAAAAAAAUUAUCUGAAAAGAUUUCUUUUCUAAAAUUUUUAAAAUAUUAAACAAGUGACAAAAAAAUUCAAUUUAAUAGUCACCAAAGAGAACUGCAAAAAAUAAGACUAUAAUCUUUUUUUUUUUUAUUUUUCUAUACAAUUAAAUUGUGAAAAUAUUUUACCAAGACUUCAUUUGGCGGGGAAUUUUUAUUUGUACUAAUUUUUAUUUGAUAAAAAUUUUAAUACGUCGAAUUUUUAUUUGACCGAACAAAUAUCCGUCAGAAUUGGCGGGAAUUUUUAAAUUAAUCUACACUAAAAAAUUUUUGGUCCAACAGCUGCCCCAAAAGAAAAAUUUCUAUAUUCAGUUAACUUCACUCAUAUAAAAACUCAUGGCAAAUAUUAAGUAUGAAAUUAAUUGAUUAUAGAAAUUUUUCGUUUGAGGGCAGCUGCUGAACCAAAAUUUUUUCAGUGUACACAAUUUUCUUGAUUUAAUUUUAAAAUUUACACCAAAACUAUUAUAUCGAAUAUUUGUUCGUUUAUUUUGCAAUUUCGGUCAAAUGAAAAUUUGAUUCGAUAAUUCUCUCAAAUAGCAAUUUUUACAAAUAAAACUUUAGAUAACUAAAGUUUCGAUGAUGUAAUAUUCAUGCAUCCCUUUUUAGCUUAAUUAAUUAUUAUUAAUAAAAUAAUUAUUACUAGAUAAUUAUUGUUCCAACUUAUUUUAUUAUAUAUUAUGGCCUAUAAUAUUUACAUAAUCUAAUUUUUAUUUAGACUUAUUCUUAUUUCAUCUAAUUCUUAUCAAACGGAACGUAUAUUUAACAAAAUUUUUGAUUAAAUUAAUUUUUAUUUUGACCUAAUCUUUAUGUAGUCUGAUUAUUUGAUUUAAAGUUUUUAUAUCAUAAUCUUUAUUUAAUUUUUAUUUAGCCUAUUCUUUAUCUACUUCUUAUAUGACAUAAUUUACAUUUAACAUAAUUCUUAAUUGAUAAAAUUUUUUCUUGUCUAAUGUUAAUGUAUCCUAAUCUUUAUUUAACCUAAUUCUUAAAUAAUCUAAUACAUAAUAAAUAAAUUAUUCCCUUUCAUUAAUAAUUCAAAAGGUGGUCACGAGAAAUUUUAGUUUUUUUUUUUUAUUUAUCCAUGAAAAAAAGAUUCGGGAAUUGGAUUGUUUUAAGAAUGUGGAUUCUUAUUAGACCUAACCUCCAUUUCACACUGAUUUAUGAACGCAAAUGAGAUAGAAAAGGAUAGAUAUAUAUCUCCGUCCUUUUCUCUCUCAGACUUUGCGUUCAUAAACGAGUGUCAAAUGGAGGUUAGGUCUAUUAAGAAUUAGGUUAAGAAACUAUUAGGUCGAAUUAUAAAGAUUAGGAUAAAUAUUAUGUCCAUCAGAUUAGGCCAAAUAAAAAUAUGAAGUUAAAUAAAGAUUAUGCCAUAAAAAAGAAUUAGAUUAAAUAAAACACACAAAAAAUAUUGAAAUAAGACUAAGGCAAAUAAGAAUUAGGUUAUUUGACAUAAAGAAAAUGUAAAAAAAAGUAACAAAUAUCUCAACACCAAAUGUUCCUAAAAAUUGAAAUGCAAUAUAUAAAAAUUAAUUUUUAAAAAAUACAUUGAAUAAUCGACAAAACAAAAAUGUUAAUUUCAAGCUUUCAAGAUGAUCUUAAAUAAUUAUAUAUAUAUAUCUUGCGGCGACAAAAGGAAUUAAAGAAAAUAAUUCUUGAUUCCGUCUUGUAUAGUUUAUUAUAGAAAAUAUUCUUACAAAAUUCUGGUUAUAAUUAAGAAAGUCAUAAAUUUAUACCAAAGAUUUUAUAUUCAUUUUUUAUAAAUAUGCUGCAAUGCAGCUUGCUUCCUUAGCAUAAAUAAUAUAAUUAUUUUUAAGUAAAUAAAAACGCCAAUAAUUAUAUGCAGCCAAAGAGAGACUAAAUGUGACAGUGAUUGAAAAAUUUCAAUAUUUCCUAACAGCGAAUACUUUUUCACUGAUCCCUUAAAAUAUAAAAUUAUAUGACAAACAUUACAACUGAAUACAAUGUAUUAUGAAUAAUAAUAUAUUGCGGCUGUAUAAGCUCUUUAAUAAAUUCCUUCAAGGGCAAUUUGAUAAAAGUGAAUGUAAAAUUUAAUUUUUGUUAAAAUUCGCAAUAUAUAUUUUCACUUAA